Gopherus evgoodei (Goodes thornscrub tortoise) is the source of this 909-nucleotide messenger RNA. Its product is annotated as cytochrome c oxidase assembly factor 1 homolog. The transcript is spliced from 7 exons. Bases 80 to 586 code for a protein of 168 amino acids. Gene Ontology annotation, biological process: mitochondrial respiratory chain complex IV assembly; mitochondrial respiratory chain complex I assembly. Gene Ontology annotation, cellular component: mitochondrial inner membrane. The record is from RefSeq and is a predicted model, not a curated record. Lineage: Eukaryota; Metazoa; Chordata; Testudines; Testudinidae.
AGCAUAUUUACUUUAGUGAAGUUACACUAGGGAUAAAUCUGGCCUCUCAAGCCUGAAUGCUUGCACUGUAUUGCUGAGUAUGUAUGGGGGUGAAAUGCCAGCCUCUUUAAGAAAACUACAGCAAAUGGCUCUUUAUCUGGGGCUGUUAAGUGGUGGGGGAUGUGCUGUGAUGUAUUAUCUUAUGCAAAAAAAUUUUGCCAGGACACAGUAUUAUCAGCUGGCUAUUGAGCAGCUCAAGAAUGACUCUGUAGCCUUGGCGGCACUGGGGGCUCCCCCUCUUAAAGUUCACAACAUCAGACUGACAGACAAGAGUAAUCGCGUUGACAUGGCCAGAGCACAGUUAAAGAUACCAGUAUCCGGAACAAAAUCAGCUGGAUAUCUCCAUACCAGUUCAGUAAGAGACCUCUCCCUUAACUGGUCCCAAAUGGUUGGUAUGCUACAAAAUUUAUCCAGGCAUCACCAUGGUACCUGUGCCUCUAAGAAGCUGCUGGAAUACUACUACUACAGGUCAGCGAUGUGUUCUCAUGCUAAGUCUCCGUUGGUGCCUGAUUGCAUACUUCUGAUUGCAAAUGAGAUGUCUGGUUAACUACUCAGGUCAUAACUGGUGUUCGUAACUCUGAGGAUGGAUCAUCAUCUUCUGGUCUGACCUUCCUGUAUAACACAGGCUGAAGAACUUCACCCAGUAAUUCCAACAUCACAAGCCUUUAUCUCAUGGUUGAACUAGAGCAUGCUUUCUGGAAAGACACCUGAUUUUGAUUUUAAGAUUCUAUGAUGGACAAUCCAGCACAUUCCUUGUCAAACUAUUCCAAUGGUUAAUUACUGCUGCUUAAAAUUUGUGCAUUAUCUCUAGCCCGAAUUAACCUAGCAUCAGCCUCUGGCUGCUGGAUAUUAUUAUACCUUUCUUUGCUA